This is a messenger RNA of Andrographis paniculata, 1150 nucleotides long. RefSeq lists its product as uncharacterized. Lineage: Eukaryota; Viridiplantae; Streptophyta; Magnoliopsida; Lamiales; Acanthaceae. Bases 5 to 1093 code for a protein of 362 amino acids. The transcript has 2 exons. The record is from RefSeq and is a predicted model, not a curated record.
AGACAUGCCUGCAGUGUGUUUCUCUCUGAAGAAGACUUUGCACUGCAAAUCGGAGCCGUCCGACGUCCAAGAUCCGACGGCGCAGAAGCAACUUCCGAGGACGAGUUCGAACGCGGCGAGGUCCGGGUGCUCCAGGUCCAUAGCGAACCUCAAGGACGUCGUGAUUCACGGGAGCAAGCGGCACCCGGACCCGCCCCCGAAUUGCAGUCCUAGAUCCAUCGGGAGCGCCGACUUCCUCAAUCCGAUCACUCAUCAGGUCUUUCUCACCACUUCCAAUCGCGAAAUUAGAUACUCCGACGCUUCUAUGACUCCAAGUCCCGGGACUCCCUGCACCAGGACUCCGACCUCCAAACGGUCGUCGUCUUCCGAUCACGACUUCAAUAAUUACGCCGUCGUCUGCCGGAAAUGCGGCGACCAUUUCCGGCAACUGGACGCCCUCGAAUCCCACCAUUUUUCCCGCCACGCCGUGACGGAGCUCGUCGACGGAGACUCGUCCCGGAAGAUCGUGGAGAUAAUUUUCCGAUCAAGCUGGACGACGACGACGACGGCGACGACUAACUCCGGCGUACGGAUCGAACGGAUCCUCAAAAUCCACAACACUCCGGCGACGCUGUCCCGCUUCGAGGACCACCGCGACGCCGUCAAGGCGCGGGCGGCGGCGCUGCCGAAGAAGCACUCCCGCUGCCUCGCCGACGGGAACGAGCUCCUCCGUUUCCACGGCGCAAGUCUGUCGUGCUCAUUGGGCGCGGGCACCGCCGGCGUCUGCGCGUCGGAGAAAUGCAGCGUCUGCGGGAUUAUCCGGCAAGGGUUUUCCGGCAGGGAGCGCGGCGGGGUCGGCGUGUUUACCGCGUCGACGAGCGGGCGGGCGUACGACUACGAGUCGGCGGCGGUGGGAGAUGGGGCGAGGAAGGCGUUAGUGGUGUGCAGGGUGAUCGCCGGGAGGGUGCGCCGCCCGGUGGGCGGCGGCGUGAGCCUGGCGGGGUUCGAUUCGCUGGCGGGGAAAGUGGGAGCCUAUGCAAAUAUUGAAGAGCUCUAUUUGCUUGACCCUAAAGCUCUUCUCCCCUGUUUUGUUGUCGUUUGCAAAAAUUCCUAACAAUAAUAAUAAUACCAAUCAAAUACGUCAUUUUUUUUAUUAUUUUAGAAAAUAAAA